UUCCUCUCCCCUCCACCGGUUCGAUUUUCAUUAGAUCUACUGCACUCCGACCACCAUCAGUUGACAUGUGCCCCACCACGCAACCCUACUGCCGUUGAUCUACUGGGACGACGUGGAAUCGCGCCAAAAAUCUUGGCUCGUGACUCCGCCAACUACACACGCCAUACCAGCAAAUUCCCCACCUCAAUAUCUUUUAGAUCUGCCCCACCUCACCUCCCAACCAUUGAUGUGUGGCCUCCACGUGCCACCACAGAGGCACGAGAAGACAAAUGAUAUGCUGCAGAUCAGUCCAUCUGAUGCCGGGAUGUGAUGCGUCUGUUCUAUUAGAUGACACCGCAAAUUUCACUGGGGAGAAGACAGCCGGUCCAAACGCAAAUUCUUUGAGGGGCUAUGAAGAAAUAGAUACCAUGAAGUCUCAAGUGGAAAGUAUUUGCCCUGGAGUUGUUUCCUGUGCAGAUAUCCUAGCUGUUGCAGCCCGUGAUUCUGUUGUUGCAUUAGGGGGGCCUUCAUGGACAGUUCAAUUAGGCAGAAGAGACUCGACCACAGCAGGUUUUGCAGCAGCAAAUAGUGAAAUGCCCUCUCCGGGGAUGGACCUCAGUGACCUUAUAACUGGCUUCUCCAAUAAAGGAUUUACUGAAAAAGAAAUGGUAGCUCUCUCAGGAGCUCAUACAAUAGGCGAAGUCAGGUGCUUGAUUUUCCGGGAACGUAUCUAUAACGAGACAAACAUCGAUUCAACAUAUGCAACAUCAUUAAAAUCAAACUGUUCAAGCACCGGUGGAGAUGACAACCUUUCCCCCUUAGAUGUCACUACCCCUGUCGUCUUUGAUAAUGCUUAUUUCAAGAACUUGGUGAAUAGUAAGGGAAUCAUGCACUCGGACCAACAGCUCUUCAAUGGAGGCUCCACAGACUCUCAGGUCACCACUUACAGCAACAACCCCGCAACUUUCAAAACUGAUUUUGCCAACGCCAUGGUGAAGAUGGGGAACCUUAGCCCCCUCACAGGAAGCAGUGGCCAAAUACGUACCGAUUGCAGGAAAAUUAACUGAAGCUUACCACUAAACUAAGUUACUUAAUUAAACAGAGUAUAGCGUUUCCUGUUUUCUGAGUUUUGUCUGAUGCAGUCACUACAUGAAUGAAGCGAUUGCAACAAAAUAUCUUCAUAAAUCCUGUUUGUGUCAUUUGCUGUUGUAGUUCCUUUUCUUCCCAAGUGUUGCCAUGAAUUGUGAAACAUAAAGCUUUGCUUUGAAUUCUAUUCUCAAAACACAAAUUUAGAAAUUACUGUAAUAGUUUGUUUGUUUUUGUAUGGAACAAUUGAG
Molecule: messenger RNA, 1316 nt
Organism: Juglans regia (Persian walnut)
Lineage: Eukaryota; Viridiplantae; Streptophyta; Magnoliopsida; Fagales; Juglandaceae
Product: cationic peroxidase 1-like
Exons: 4
Coding region: 270-1046 (258 amino acids)
Biological process (GO): response to oxidative stress; hydrogen peroxide catabolic process
Molecular function (GO): peroxidase activity; heme binding
Source: RefSeq, a predicted model, not a curated record